Eptesicus fuscus (big brown bat) is the source of this 2293-nucleotide messenger RNA. It is a transcript of the gene IL11RA, whose product is annotated as interleukin 11 receptor subunit alpha. Gene Ontology annotation, cellular component: membrane. The coding region runs from base 614 to 1882 and encodes 422 amino acids. NCBI's taxonomy places the organism in Eukaryota, Metazoa, Chordata, Mammalia, Chiroptera, Vespertilionidae. The record is from RefSeq and is a predicted model, not a curated record. The transcript is spliced from 13 exons. Gene Ontology annotation, molecular function: protein binding; cytokine receptor activity.
GACCUCCCGGUUCGCAGGACGAGCUCAACCACUGAGCCAUGCCGCUGGGCUCCUUCUAUUUCCUUUUCUCCCCCUGCUACUGUCUUCCUAGAACUGUGGCUCUCUGCCUCUCUUCACAGUUUUGUCUCCUCCGGUAUCUGCGUAUCUGUUUUAUAACUCUGCCUCUCCGGUCCUUUCAUCUCUGUCUCUCCCAGCACUGCUAUGCCUGACUUUCCUGUUCACCCUUGUCUCUUCAAUUACCUGCUGCCCUGUGACAGUGAUGAGAUGUGGGAUCUGCCGUGAUAAGAGCUUCCUGGAAGAUGGGGCCUAAACUACGAUGAGAAGGAUGAGAAGUUGCCUUUAGGAAAUGCUAUGACCCCAUUCCCGAGACAGAAUGCUAAGUGUGUGCAUGUGACUGUGGGAGGAAGAGUAAGAUGUGUGUAUCUGUGUGAGGGUGUGGGUUUGUGUAAAUGCAAGUGUCUGAGUCUGAGUGAGGAUAUCUGAGUACAUUGGUGUGACUGUGAGUGGCCGUAUCUGAGAGUGUGUGUCUGAGGGUAAGCGUGGGUCUUGUGUAUCUGGCACCAAGGGACCAAAGGCAUUUCCUGGUGCUGGGGCCCAAAGAGUGGAGGGGGAGAUGAGCAGCAGCUGUUCAGGACUGAGCAGGGUCUUGGUGGCUGUGGCUGCAGCCCUAGUGUCCGCCUCCUCCUCCUGUCCCCAGGCCUGGGGCCCCCCAGGGGUCCAGUAUGGACAGCCUGGAAGGUCCCUGACGCUGUGUUGCCCUGGAGUGACUGCUGGGACCCCCGUGUCCUGGUUUCGGGACGGGGAGACAAGGCUGCUCCAGGGACCUGACUCUGGGCUGGGGCAUGAGCUGGUCCUAGCCCGGGCAGACAGCACUGACGAAGGGACCUACAUCUGCCGGACCCUGGAUGGUGCACUUGGGGGCACAGUGACCCUGCAGCUGGGCUACCCCCCAGCUCGGCCUGUUGUCUCCUGCCGAGCAGCUGACUAUGAGAACUUCUCCUGCGCUUGGAGUCCCAGCCAGGUCAGCGGUUUACCCACCCGCUACCUUACUUCCUACAGGAAGAAGACAGUGCCAGGAGCUGAUGGCCAGAGGACAAGUCCAUCUACAGGGCCCUGGCCGUGCCCACAGGACCCCCCAGGGGCUGCCCGCUGUGUGGUCCAUGGGGCAGAGUUCUGGAGCCAGUACCGAAUCAAUGUGACUGAGGUGAACCCCCUGGGAGCCAGCACACGCCUGCUGGAUGUGAGCUUGCAGAGCAUCUUGCGUCCUGACCCACCCCAGGGGCUGCGGGUAGAGUCAGUACCUGGUUACCCCCGCCGCCUGCGUGCCAGCUGGACAUACCCUGCCUCCUGGCCCCGCCAGCCCCACUUCCUGCUCAAGUUCCGGCUGCAGUACCGUCCAGUGCAGCAUCCCACCUGGUCCAUGGUGGAGCCAGCUGGAUUGGAGGAGGUGAUCACAGAUGCUGUGGCUGGGCUGCCCCAUGCUGUCCGGGUCAGUGCCCGGGACUUUCUGGAUGCUGGCACCUGGAGCGCCUGGAGCCCUGAGGCCUGGGGGACUCCGAGCACUGGGCCCCUACCUAAGGAGAUACCAGCUGGGGGUCAGCCAUACAUGCAGCUGGAGAAGGAGCCUCAAGCAGACAGCCCUGCUCCCCCAAGGCCCUCCCUCCUGCCAGACCUACAGCCACUUGUCCACAGGGACCCUCUGGAGCAGGUAGCUGUCCUAGCAUCUUUGGGAAUCUUCUCUUUCCUGGGACUGGCAGCUGGGGCCCUGGCACUGGGGCUCUGGCUGAGGCUGAGACCAGAUGGGAAAGAUGGACCCCAGAAGCCUGGUUUCUUGGGCCCGAUGAUUCCAGUGGACAAGCUUCCAGGAGCCCCAAACCUAUAGAGAACCCAGGAAGACUUCAGCUAAUUCCACCUAUAACUCUGUCUUGCUGGUUUGGAUGGAUGGACAGAUAGAACCCAGGCAGGACAGUGGAUCCUCAUGAGGGGAGGUGUCUCAGCUGAAGUUUUGUUUGGAGCUCAUUUCUAUGAGACUAUCUGUUCCAACUUGCCAGAUGAAAGGUACCUGGACCUCUGAUGUUAUCCCAGAGCUAGAGGCUCACCAGUGGAAUGUUUAUAGAUGUGUAUAUCUGUGUCCAUGUAUGCCCAUGUGUAUGUGAGGCAGGGAACAUGUGUUCUCUGCAUGUAUGUAUGUAUGUACAUAUCUGGGGAGUGUGUGUGGGUCCUUGCUGUUUGCCUUGCCCCUGGUGGGGGUUGUGAAGGUGUGAAUAAAGAGAAUGAGGAGGUUCUUUAUUUA